AUGAAGAAUGAUGACGACAUGUGCUUUAUGUGGUGUCAUGUGAGACAUCUAAAUCCUAGGGCUAGGAGGGCAACCACUAUUACAAAAAAGGACAGGGAAUUCAAAAUAAACCUGGAUUAUGAAGGUAUUGACUUCCCUGUGAAGAUAAGCGAUAUUGAUAAGAUUGAGAGGAAAAAUAGUGUCAACAUCUCAGUGUUCGGUUAUAAGGGUAAAAAGCAGUUCUACCCCAUAAGGAUCUCAAAGGCUACAUAUGAUGAGCAUAUGGAGCUUCUACUCCUGGGUGAUGGUGAAGGUAGUAGACAUUACGUGCUUAUAAAGGAUGUAAACAGAAUGCUGUGUAGUGUGAGUAAACAUCGACACAAGCAACACUUCUGCUUACACUGUCUUCAUAGUUGUGUUAGCGAGGAGGUACUGGAGAAGGAUAAGGAAACAUGUCUGGAGGUAAAUGGAACUCAGGCCGUAAUACUUCCCGAGGAAGGGACAAAAAUAAAGUUCAAAAAUCAUAGGAACUUAAUGCCUGUGCCGUUUGUGAUAUACGCUGAUUUUGAGUCCAUACUGGUGCCUGAGAAGAGAAAAGAGAAGUCAGGGAACCCUGAGGAUGAAAGUAGUACGGACCUUUACCAGACACACAAGGCUUGUAGUUUUGGUUUGAAAACAGUCUGCCACUAUGAUGAUAAAUACUCCGGUGAGUAUAAGAGUUACGUUGGAAGUGACGCUGCAUUGGUCUUCCUGAAGACGGUAGUAAAAGAGUCCUUCAGAUGUAGGGAAAUGACUGACAAAAUAUUCAGGAAGAAAAUGGUAAUUACACCCGAAGAGGAAGCAGAAUUCCUGGUUACAAAAAACUGCCAAAUUUGUGGUAACGAUCUAUGUGAGGACCGUGUGAGAGACCAUGACCAUGUAACAGGUAAGUACCGCGGAGCUGCUCAUAAUAUAUGUAAUCUUAAGUAUAGAAUUACAUGGAAAGUACCUGUGGUCUUCCACAACCUGAGAGGUUACGAUAGUCAUCUGAUUAUGCAGGAAAUUGGUAAGUUCAAGAUGGACGUCAAUGUGAUCCCAAAUAAUAUGGAAAAAUACAUCUCAUUCUCACUGG
Molecule: messenger RNA, 1090 nt
Organism: Paramuricea clavata
Lineage: Eukaryota; Metazoa; Cnidaria; Anthozoa; Malacalcyonacea; Plexauridae
Source: the annotation of a GenBank genome assembly